Molecule: messenger RNA, 3940 nt
Organism: Cottoperca gobio
Lineage: Eukaryota; Metazoa; Chordata; Actinopteri; Perciformes; Bovichtidae
Gene: tbx2b
Product: T-box transcription factor 2b
Exons: 8
Coding region: 554-2614 (686 amino acids)
Biological process (GO): cell fate specification; regulation of transcription by RNA polymerase II; positive regulation of DNA-templated transcription
Cellular component (GO): nucleus; chromatin
Molecular function (GO): DNA-binding transcription factor activity, RNA polymerase II-specific; RNA polymerase II cis-regulatory region sequence-specific DNA binding
Source: RefSeq, a predicted model, not a curated record
GAAAAGUGGAGCGGAGCCGCAGAUGAGGCUGUUGAGGGGGCCGGAGGGGCUCGCACAUGCACGACUUCAGGUCUGGCUGGAGCUGUCAGAACCACGCCUAUAGGGGCCCACAAUUGGUCCAGAAAGCGUAAAAUCAGCAAUCAAAGGGGCUUGGUUCAUUAGUGUUGGGGAUGGAGGCAGGAAGGACAUGUGAGAUAGUCACAGAUCUGCAGUGAACGGGGCCACAUCUCUCCAGUCAGUGUGGGAUGACUAAAGCAGAGAAACAGCUUAUUUCUCUGAGAGGCACACAGCGCAGCCGGGCUUUGCCUUCACAGCGCCGCUUUUACUGAAGGACUCGGCGGAGGAACCAAAGGAAAAGCAAAUCAACAGCAACUCUGGGCUUAUUUUCUUCAGCCUGAUAACGCACUGUGUGUUUGACAAGGUGCUGUAUUGUUCUGUACCGCUUUACAGAAAUUAACUGCUCGCGAAUCGCGGACCUACACUCGCUCUGGGUUGGGGGGGGAAAUACCAAUAAAAUAUCCAUUAUUUCACUACGUUUUUUGUGGAUGCACCGAUGAGAGAUCCAGUUUUCACAGGGACUGCAAUGGCUUAUCACCCUUUCCACGCACACCGGCCGACCGACUUCCCGAUGUCCGCCUUUCUAGCGGCCGCGCAGCCUUCCUUCUUCCCCGCGCUCAGCCUGCCUCCCGGAGCCCUCACCAAGCCCAUUCCGGACCACGGCCUCGGCGGGGCGGCGGAAGCUGGGCUACACCCGGCCCUCAGCCACCACCAGGCUGCUCAUCUCCGCAGCAUGAAGAGCCUGGAGCCCGAGGAGGAAGUGGACGACGACCCAAAAGUUACACUGGAAGCCAAGGAUCUUUGGGACCAGUUUCAUAAACUCGGGACGGAGAUGGUUAUUACCAAGUCCGGACGGAGGAUGUUCCCUCCGUUCAAAGUGCGAAUAAACGGACUCGAUAAAAAAGCUAAAUACAUCCUGCUGAUGGACAUCGUGGCGGCGGACGACUGCCGCUACAAGUUCCACAACUCCCGCUGGAUGGUGGCGGGCAAGGCCGACCCGGAGAUGCCCAAGAGGAUGUAUAUCCACCCGGACAGCCCGGCCACCGGCGAGCAGUGGAUGGCCAAGCCUGUUGCUUUUCAUAAACUCAAGCUGACCAACAAUAUUUCAGACAAACAUGGAUUUGUCCAGACGAUCCUGAACUCUAUGCACAAGUACCAGCCCAGGUUCCACAUAGUGCGGGCCAACGACAUCCUGAAGCUCCCCUACAGCACCUUCAGGACCUACGUCUUCCCGGAGACCGAGUUCGUGGCAGUGACAGCAUAUCAGAACGACAAGAUAACGCAGCUGAAGAUUGACAACAACCCUUUUGCCAAAGGAUUCAGAGACACGGGGAACGGAAGGAGAGAGAAAAGGAAACAAUUAACCAUGCCGUCGCUACGGAUGUAUGAGGACCAGUGCAAGACGGAUCGGGAAGGCGCAGAUUCGGACGCCUCAUCCAGUGAGCCUCCGACCGGCAGGGACACCGUGCACUCCCCGCUGGGAGCCGAUAACAGCCCGCUGAGGUUCAGUAGGCCCAGUCGAGAUGAGAAAACGUGCACUGACAGUGAGCAGGAGCUGGAUCAUCACGACGAGCACUGCACCGGCUCCAACAGCCCGGGACCUGAACCUGUGUCCCCCUUCAGCUCCAGGUGUGAGGAACGUGUGAGGGACAGGCCUAGCACAGAAAAGAAGGAUGACUCCUUAUUCAGUACAAGGAACCUUGAGAAGGACAAAGUGGCGAGCAGGCACAGGAAGGACACCACGGACGUGUUGACAAAGGACUCGGAGGCCGGAGGCAUUAGUGCCACUAAGGAGUCCUUCUCCCCUCUUAUGGUCCAGACCGAGAGCCCCUCGCACUUCAGCCCAGGCCACUUACAAAGCCUGGCUCUGUCUGGCCUGCACAGUCAGCAGUUCUUUAACCCUCUGGGCACCGGAUCACCGCUGUUUUUUCACCCCGGGCAGUUUGCCAUGGCCCCUGGAGCCUUUUCUGCUAUGGGCAUGGGGCAUCUAUUGGCCUCUGUAUCCGGAGCAAGUGUUUUGGAAAACGCCAGCCUCGCCACCCAGGUCACGGGAGGAACCCCCAACCCCUUUCCCUUCCAUCUGUCCCAGCACAUGCUUGCCUCUCAGGGCAUCCCCAUGCCUCCAUUUGGAGGUCUGUUCCCAUACCCCUAUACCUACAUGGCGGCGGCUGCAGCGGCGGCCUCUGCCUCAGCCCUCCCAGCCACCAGCACCUCCAACCCUCUCUCCAGGAAUCCCUUCCUGACCGCGUCACGUCCCCGGCUCCGCUUCAACCCCUACCAGCUCCCAGUGUCGCUGCCUCAGACUUCCAGUUUGCUCACCACUGGCCUGCAGGGCUGCCUCAACCCAGGUUCUGAAUCCUCCAAACCAGGCAGCGGGGAGACCAGCCCGGCCCCAGAGCACCACAGCAACCAUAAGACAGGAGGGUCGAGUGGGCGGGUUGCAUCUCCCAAAACCUCUGUGAAGGACUCAGUGAAUGAGCUGCAAAGCAUCCAGAGACUGGUGAGCGGCCUGGAGGGUCAGAGGGAGCCCUCCCCGAGGGCAGACUCUCCCAAGUGAUGAAGACUCUCUGUUUAGGAUGAAGACUUGGCUUUAAUACCAGAGGACUAUAAGUGCAUAUGUCCUGUACAGCACAUUAGGGAGACUGGGAUGAGGUUUGACCGAUAUGGACUUAGUGAAGGCCGAUAGCUGGUAUUUUUUGGAACAAAGAUGCAGAUAGUCCGAAGUUUUGUCAACAUAAUUCAAUUUAACCUUUUUAAAUAAAAAGUAUUAACCCGGAGCUGACCUGUGAGAAAGGGUGUGAAGCCUGUGGGGCAACAUUUGGCCUAUUAUCAAGAUGUUUAAAUACUCUCCCCUGAAUCCCAGUGUUUUAGGUUUAGCAGCUCUUGAGGAUUACCCCUCCUCUGGGAUACAUUUCUACAUUGAUAAAUAAAAUAAAAAUGAUACGCAAAACUAACGAUGGAGUAAAUAUAUAAAAUAUGCAAAAUUGAAAAUAUAUAUACAUGGAAGCACAUUUAAAGACAACAAAAUAUUAAAAGAAUGAUCUUUUAAAACUCUAACCACUUUAUCUCAAGGACAUGUCACUGAUCAACUCCAAAAAUAUAAACAAUCAAACUUUAUCAUCCAUCAUAUCAGAGGUGGACCAUACAAGGCCAGUAUCGGCCCCAUAUAUCGGUCUAACCUGCCUGCGAGCCUGCAGCUCCACAGACUGAGUGGCGCACAGGGGAGAGUGUUGAGUUCGGUUAACUUGACGCAUUUGAGCAUCCAGGCUUUGUUUUUUAAAUACCGAGCCGAGCCCUGAACAGGAGCCUCAUCACGCCGACAGGCAGGUCUCAAGCUGCAUCCAAAAACCUUUUUCCAGGCCUGAUUAUUUCAAAAGGCAAGGAAGGUGAAGGUCUGCGAGAGGAAGAAAGAAAGAACCGCUUAUCAUUUCAUGCCAGAAAAGUUGUUUCUGAACUAUUUAUGUAAUUAAAGAUAAAAGCAAUUCUGUAAAUAAAGCUAAGAUCCAAGAAUAUGCAAUUGGUAUUAAUUUAUUCAAGGCUGUAUAUUAGCGUGUAUAUAUUUCGAAUUUAACUUGUUGCUUUCCCCUCCCUCCUCCUCUACCCUAUUUUACAUGAACAUAUUCUGUAAAUGAAAGCUAUUUAGCGCUUGUUGGUUUGAAAAACUGUUUAUGAAGCAUCGCAGAUUUUAGGGUGACGUGUGUGCCAUGUUAGUCUGUAUCCACCGACAAAGACAGAAAGAGCUCCACAUGGAUUCAAAACACCUCAGGUUAUUUCACUCCAGCCAGGAGACAUUCAAAGCAAUUCCUCCAACGGGCGCAUCAUUCAUAUCUAUUCAAAAAUAUAUUUAAAGAUGAAAGUAUCUUGUUUAUGCUGGUUGUCCGGG